Messenger RNA from Dryobates pubescens (Downy woodpecker), 894 nucleotides. RefSeq names its product basic leucine zipper ATF-like transcription factor (gene BATF). Gene Ontology annotation, biological process: regulation of transcription by RNA polymerase II. Gene Ontology annotation, cellular component: nucleus. The record is from RefSeq and is a predicted model, not a curated record. Gene Ontology annotation, molecular function: RNA polymerase II cis-regulatory region sequence-specific DNA binding; DNA-binding transcription factor activity, RNA polymerase II-specific. Bases 188 to 565 code for a protein of 125 amino acids. The transcript is spliced from 3 exons. Lineage: Eukaryota; Metazoa; Chordata; Aves; Piciformes; Picidae.
GGCAGAGAAAGUAGCAGAGUGUGGGGCAGGAGGACAGUGUGCCUCUGGAAGGGGCAAGAGCUGGGAAGGCAAGGGCUGCCUCAGAAGAACGGAGAGCAGGGCAGAGGGAAGUGAAGUGGAGCAGAAGACAAGCACUCCAAGAGCAGAGAGGAAGCUGAAGAGGCCCUGGGAGCCAGAGGCAGGAGCCAUGCCCCACAGCUCUGACAGCAGUGACUCCAGCAGCUUCAGCCAGUCUCCCCCUCCCAGCAAGCAGGACUCUUCUGAUGACAUGAGGAAAGUCCAGAGGAGGGAGAAGAAUCGCAUCGCUGCCCAGAAGAGCCGCCUGAGGCAGACCCAGAAAGCAGACACCCUGCACUUGGAGAGCGAGGACUUGGAGAGGCAGAACGCUGCCCUGCGCCGAGAGAUCAAGCAGCUGACAGAGGAGAUGAAGCACUUUGCCUCAAUGCUGAGCUCCCACGAACCUCUCUGCUCUAUCUUGACCUCCCCUCCACCACCUCCAGAAGUGCUUUAUGCCACACACUCCUUCCACCAGCCCCACAUCAGCUCCCCACGCUUCCAGCACUGAGUCAGCCGGUGGGAGGGCAGCCUGCCAGCUCCACUGAUGGGAGGAAGCAACUUUGUGGGGCUUGCUUUUCCAUCCAAGAGAGAAGGAUGGACAGACACCUCUUCUCAAAGUGUGUACUCUGAGUGAGAUGCCCAGAAAUGGCAGAGACACCAGGAGGCAUUUUUGGGCAGUUUCCAACUUCAGUCCUGGGAAGAGAAGUCAUUUGCAAAAGUUCACCAACCCCCUUCCUUGGUGCUUGCUUGGGCAUGAUGGCAGGAGUGUGGAGCACCAGCAGCCUCUGAGUGAGCAGCUGGCUGUGGCAUGCAACAGCUGUAGCUCCAGGGAGAGGA